Pocillopora verrucosa is the source of this 2815-nucleotide messenger RNA. RefSeq lists its product as uncharacterized. The record is from RefSeq and is a predicted model, not a curated record. Lineage: Eukaryota; Metazoa; Cnidaria; Anthozoa; Scleractinia; Pocilloporidae.
UAACGCGCGAAAACACAUGGUUACCAUCACUGAGCGAUCACUUGUUCGAUUCGAGCGGGAAUCACUCUUGACGCGUAGUAGAGUUUUCCAGCAUUAGCUUGAAAUGGGAAUAAACUGUCAUCAACUAGGAUUUUCAAACGAGAGGUAUUUUGCAACGGGGCAAGAUAAUCUGUGUUAAACUGAACCCGAAACCUAACACCGCCACUUAUUUGACUGCAGUAUUCUAACCGGAAGGGACAAGCAAGAGUAAUUAUUGUACUAAAGUGACUUGGCAGUUCCUUGUAGCAUGGAUCCUCAACGAAAAAGACUUCAGCACAAGGACACCUUGAACUGGAGGACUCCUCCAAGUAUUUCUCCGCCAAGUCCAUGCGGACCUUCCUCGCCUCAAUCGCCUCCACCACUGGUAGUAAGAGGCAAGAGUCUUUCGCUAAACAGGGUUGGCGCUCCCGCACUAUUACCAAUCCGCGAAACUCCGGCUAAGGAGUUAUCUAAAAGAGGCCGAAAACAAAGACUUUUGCUCUCCCAAGCAGGGAACCUCGCUUUGAAACGAAGAGAGACGUCUCCAGACUUUAAUAAACUUGAAGCUCGACUGAAACCGAAGCGAGGUCCUCUGCCAAUGAGAAUGAGAGCAUUACCUCAGUCAUUCUGGCAGGAACCAAAGAACAUCCAGAACAGCUCACUAAGCACAGAAGGAACACUAUCAUCAUUACCACCACUAUUUCAUAAUGCCAACAAUACAAGUUAUGAUGUUAGUAAAGUAAGACCAGUGACUCCUCCAGAGGAGAAGUAUUUGCCACGACCCCCAAAGGAACCAAAACUUGUAAUAACUUCUCCACAAGAGCAGCUGUUAAAAUUAUUUGAGACAGUAGAGGAGGAUAAGACUAAGAAAUUUGUGAUCAGAAGAGGAAGACCUAGAAGGGUACAAUCUGAUUUAACACCAUGCCAACUACCAAAAUUGGAAGAGGACCCAUGCAUGAUGACCAGCCUAGCAGAAAAGUUGUUUCCUCAGCUUUCCCUUGAAAACAACAAGCAAACACCAGGAGCCAACACAUCACUCUCUUGUGUGUCAGUCCAUGAUGGUGACAAGUCUGUGACACUACCUUCCUUAAAUGUUGAGCAGAAUUACUCUCAGAUGUUAUCUGAAAUUGUGGCUCACUUUUGAAAGUUGACAUGGAGAGUUAAGAGAGUGUUAAUCAAUUAAGAUCACAUUGAGGUCUGGAUUUAGAGCUCUUAGUUCAGCUCAGUAAGAAGUAAGGUACGCUAGACUCUAAUACAAAAGGUUGACUGAUAGUAGAUACCUGAAGGGUCUUUUUACAGGGAUUCUAAUAGUUGUAACAAUAGAGAGAGUUAAAGGUGUGGUUUCACUGAGGGAUAGAUUCUGGAAAAUUUGGUUAAAUAAGAAGUGAUGGAAUUUUUGCUGUAUACAAAGAUGCUAUUUCCAUCAACAAAAUCCCUAUGUUUGUGUACCCAAAAGUUUUCACGUAGGCAAAUCUCUUGUUGUAUACAGGAAAGUACUGGAGUUUCUGCAUCAAGUGAUGACAGGGACUGAACACAUGGUGUGCUUUGUAACCGUGUUGAAUAUAACAAUAAAUAGAUUAAUUAAUAAAAUAGUAUAUUAAAUAAUACUUAGAUAAACUGGGACAAACGGUGACCUAUUUCUUUUAUGCAUUAAUUCAUAAAUUGCUGAACAUCAGGAUUCAACUUAUUUAUUUUUCUGGGAAAAAGACAGUGGUAGACUGUCAAUACACAGCAGCCAAAACCAAUAAUUCCUGAACAGUUGAAAAAUGAUGUCCAACAAAAUCUAAGUGGCAGGGUGCUUAACCAAAUGUAUAGAAAAAAUUUAGUUUUGCAAAUCUUUAAGAGGUCCCAAUCUCUUAAAUAAAAAUAUUUGAUAAGAAAUUACCCUUUUGUUAGAAAAAAAAGAAUUUGUCUUAGCCAUAACGUAAAUAUUUCAAUCUAGUUGCAAAAAAUUCCAUCAUGUUCACUGGGAUUGCAAGACCGGUACAUUCUGAAUUUAUUAUUUUGUAACACAACACAUAUCAACAAUAUCCCACAUUGCGCCAUGAAAAUAAACAAUUCAAGUGUUUGAAUUUUUUUUUGUUCAUAUCCGGUGGAUAUAUUUAUAGAUAAGCAUCAAGGAUGUUCUCUGAAAAUUAUGAGUGUUCUUCACUUCAUUUUGAAUAAAACAAAUAGUUAUUAGAUGACUACAUUUAUUUUUUACUAAAAUUGAUGCUUCUCAUGCUCUUACAACUGGUUUAAUGAGAACCAUUAUGUUGCACAAGAUAAAAGAAGUUCUAGAACACUCCCAAACAAAUAAAAUUUCUUUAGGUGGAGUAAAUUCUCUUAAGGUUAAGGUACAGCAGAACCCAGCUAACUGUAACUCCAAAGGGAAACAAAAAAUGGGUCCACUUGGCUGGGGUUUGAGUUAACUGAUGAUAAAUGACUGAAAAAAAUCGGUUAGGGAAAUCUGAUCUUGUUCAGAUUACUGGGGGGUUUGAGUUAGCAGGGUUCCACUGUAACCUUAUCAUCAAUUUAUCACUUAUUUUUUAAUAGGUGACUUCUGUCUUGUCACAGCCUGAGUGAUAAUUUUUGUUCUGUAGAACUAUGUCAUUAGAUUUAUUUAAAUAAUUUCUGCUCAAAGGGUAAAUGAAACGAAGUUAGUUAACAAUGCAAAUAUUACUAACUACUCCCUGUGGUGUAACAUGAUAUAUUGGGGUGGGAUAGAAGAGUGGGGUGACCAUAGAACAAGCUGUAUAUAUAAAUAUAAGAAAUACCACCAAAUAUGUUUGUAAAUAAAGAAAACUUAUUCACUCAA